AUGGCGGAGGGUUCCAGAGCGGAAACGGCUAAGAAGACUCGUCACGAGGAAACUAUGGAGGCCGUUAGAGCGGUGGAGGGUCAGGAUGAUGAUGCCUCUGGGGCUGGAGUUGUUCAGUCUACCUCUCCUGCCGCAUCGAGGGCGGCUCCGGCGACUUCGAAGGACACUCCCUCGCAAUCUGGCGUGAGGCCACAGACAGGAGUCCCAGCGGCUUCUGUGUCCGCAUCAGGAGGCGCGGUUGAGAAAGUGAUCUCCAUCCCUUCUGUCGAAGAGGAGGAGGCUGGGAAUAAAGAGGGGCCUACAGGCUCAGCUGAUCCUGCCCCUGAAGUCGCUUGCAAAGAGGAUCCUCCUUCUUGGGCGAGUCGCUCGUCUGGGGAGACGGGCGAAUUUGAGGAGAAUGACGACGUCCCGGUUCAUGAGACGUUAUCCAGUGAGGAAGAGGUGUUGGCUCGCGAGGAUGCGCCCGGCCAAAUAGAGAGAUCUCCUGCUCCUGCGGAAGCGUCGGCUGGGGAUCGUCCAUCAGCGCGAGAGUCUCCGCUUCGAAGGGAGGCUUCUACUCUGCAAGUGACCACUUCCUUGUCGGCGGCGGCCGUUGAUGCUGUGACCGCUGCUCCGAGGGCGUCAUUGGUCACACUGGCUUUGGCGGCGCCAAUCCCGACUUCUACGGUUAUGACCACAGGUACUUCAACCGUGAUUUCAUCCAUAGAGGAGGAGGAUGCCCUCUCUCCCUUGGAGCGCGAGCGAAAAAGGAGUGCAGCACGAUCCGUGGCUGAGUGCGGCACGAAUCCAUGCUGA
Messenger RNA from Asparagus officinalis (garden asparagus), 795 nucleotides. RefSeq lists its product as uncharacterized. The record is from RefSeq and is a predicted model, not a curated record. Bases 1 to 795 code for a protein of 264 amino acids. The transcript is spliced from 3 exons. Lineage: Eukaryota; Viridiplantae; Streptophyta; Magnoliopsida; Asparagales; Asparagaceae.